Vitis riparia (riverbank grape) is the source of this 707-nucleotide messenger RNA. RefSeq names its product protein PLANT CADMIUM RESISTANCE 3-like. Lineage: Eukaryota; Viridiplantae; Streptophyta; Magnoliopsida; Vitales; Vitaceae. The transcript has 4 exons. The coding region runs from base 85 to 573 and encodes 162 amino acids. The record is from RefSeq and is a predicted model, not a curated record.
GCUCCUUUCGACACAUACAUAUAUACUCCAAACCACCGAGUGAUACCCGUGCCAUCACCACCUCAUCCUUUCAGCAAACUCGCCAUGGCUAUAGAUACUCCUGCGAACCCCACCCAUGAAUCCCAAGUUGGAAAUUCCCCUCGUCAAGUUCAACCUGGAGCUAAGGUCCCCUGGUCCACCGGCCUCUGUGACUGCUUCUCCGAUGUUCCAAAUUGUUGCAUGACAUGUUGGUGUCCCUGCGUUACUUUCGGACGGAUCGCUGAGAUUGUUGACAGCGGAUCCUCGACUUGUGCUUCAAAUGGAGCGCUUUACACACUAAUAAAUUUUAUUUCGGGUUGUGCGUGGUUGCGCUCAUGCGUCAACCGCUCCAAAAUGAGGAAACAAUACAAGCUCGAGGGGAAUGCUUGUAAAGAUUGCCUCGCUCAUUUCUGUUGCGAGACCUGCGCCUUGUGCCAGGAGUACCGCGAGCUCAAGAACCGCGGAUUUGAUAUGACACUGGGAUGGGAUGGAAAUAUGCAGAAACAGUGCCCAGCAACUACGGUUCCGGCGGUGGAAGGAGGCAUGUACCGCUAGGCUGCAAGUGCUUAUUUGCCUACGUUUUUCAAGUCCUAACUACGUCUAUUCUACUUGUUUGUUUGUGAUCAUUUAGUUAUGUUUGCAAUUUAUACUGAAUUUAUAUUCCAUUAGUUUCUAAUUGUGUUUGAUAA